Messenger RNA from Zingiber officinale, 1725 nucleotides. RefSeq lists its product as uncharacterized. The record is from RefSeq and is a predicted model, not a curated record. Lineage: Eukaryota; Viridiplantae; Streptophyta; Magnoliopsida; Zingiberales; Zingiberaceae. Gene Ontology annotation, molecular function: protein binding. The coding region runs from base 53 to 1441 and encodes 462 amino acids. The transcript has a single exon.
UGAAGCUGUCAAUGACCAAUAGGAGCAGAGAAGGAAGUCAGGCGAGCGACACAUGGACGACAAUUCCCAUCGCCCCAUCGACGAUGACGAUGCCGACGGCGAUGCCCUGCGCGACGUCAUCCGACGCAAUCGCAGCGCCAGACGCGAGCGCCUCCGCGCCCAUAUCAAGCUCCUCCACGGCGAGAUCAACAAGCCUCUCGCCGCCGUCGUCCGCGACCGCGUCCUUCACUACCUCCCCGCCUGCUCCCUCCUCCGCUUCCGCGCCGUCGCCCCUUCUUGGGACCGAUUCAUCUCCUCCCCUUUCUUCGCCCACACCCAAUCCCACAGAAACCGCUGCAUCUCCGGCGUCUUCUUCGGAUCUCCCCCCUCCGCCUACGUCCACUUCCCUCCCGCUUCGGCCCAUAAAAUUCCCAACGAUGUUCUCCCCUUCUUAUCCGCCUGCUCCGUUUCCGUCAUCUCCUCUUCCAAUGGCCUCCUCCUUUGCUUCGAUGAAGACACUUCCACCUUCUACGUCUGCAAUCCGGUCACCGCCGCCUGGUACGCCGUCCCCUGCCCUCCCUGCGAUCCCGGGAAGGACCCCUCCGCCGUUCUCAUCUUCCUUACUGGCGUCUACAACUUUCGCCCUGACUACUUCAUCGUGCUGCCCUUCCGGAUCGGCGACGCCUCCUCGGGCUUUGUAGGGUUUCAGACCUUCUCCUCGUCUGUCGGCGGGUGGUGGGUGUCCAACGAAAUGUGCGAGGUUGAAUCCCUACACUCGGGCUCUGGCAUUGCCGCAGGCGGCGCGGCCUACUGGCGGACAACGAUGUUCACGGUGGUCCGAUACGACCCAACUGCGGACAGCGUCCUGACGGUGCCGUGGCCCAUGGGCCACGUGGCGGGGAUCCGGUGGGCGAUCGGCGAGAUGGGGGACAGCGGCCGAGUGUACUGCGUCGCCGUGACCCCCACGUCCGUGCAGGUACACAUGCUGCUUGGGAAGUCCGGCGAGUGGGCGAUGGUAGAAUCAAUGGGCGUGAUCGACGCACGGAUCUUAAACGAGGCGGCGGCCGAAGAAGAAAGAGAGGAAACAGAGGAAGAAGACGAAGAAGUUGUAGAAGAACAAAAGGAAGAGGAGGAGGCGCCGUGGGCGGUGGAGGCGGACGGCGAAGUGUUGUUCAAUCGGCGGCCAUGGCCGCUGAGGUUCCAGGGAGCGGACUCGGAGAUUCUGCUCUGGGUGUCGGGUAAAUUGGUGGGGAUCGACCUGGCAAGCAAGCGGCUGCGCAUGGCGACGGCCUACGGCGGACCUCCUAGACGCGACGACUACGUCCCUUACAUCAGCACAUUGGCGGCGGUGCCGCACUUGGGCGACACAAAAAUCUCAAUCUCUAAUCCCGCCGCUUUUUCACCGCCGCAGAGCAAGCGUGUUCGGUUGGAACCGGCGGCUUCCGACGGCAUUAGCGAGUAAGUAACAGGUGUUUUAAACAAGUGUUUUGAGAUUCGUUGAUAGCUCCGAUCGAAAUGACUUCUGUUUUCAAGUAAACAUGCAAAUGCUAAAUUUCCAUAACCAAAUUCAGAAUUGAUAAUUUUGGAUUCAUCGUUGCAAACAAUUUUCAAUUUCAAAACGAGUUUGUUUGAAUUUAUGUGUGCCUAGUGGAUACUCAUCUGUUAUGUAACAGUUAUGUCUUGGAUACUGUGGGUUUGAUAACUUAUUUAUGUUCAAAGUAUAGAGUCAAAGAAUUUGGAUGUUUA